GUAGUUGUAAUUUUAAAUCUUCUUUCUUCUUUUGCAGGAUCUUUUUUUCAGGGGGAAACAACCAGCAAAUCAUUCCGAUCUCAGAUUCGGCUUCACUCUAAUCAAGACAAUGCUCCUCCUCAUCCCCAUUCACCUGCAAAACUGAGGAAAAACCUGCAUCAAAUGAAAUGUACCUUGGCACAAAAGAUAGAAAAUCUAUAAAUCUGUCUUGAAUCAUCAUAAUUUGAAUACAACUACAAAUUCUUAAUAAAUAUCAAGACUCAAUCAUGUCCAAGGACGACGCUUGCAAAGUGACAUCUGCCAGCAAACACAAGGAGCGCAAGCCCAAGAAGCCUCACUAUAUUCCCCGGCCAUGGGGUAAACCCUACAACUACAAAUGCUUCCAGUGUCCCUUCACUUGCAUGGAGAAAUCUCACCUGUAUAACCAUAUGAAAUAUAGCCUGUGUAAGAACUCCCUUUCUCUGCUCAUAGAGUCAGACUGGCCCUAUAAAAAGGGCAACAUCCUGCACCCAGAUCAGCUACGACCCUUUCAGCAGGUGCAUGGUCUCCACGCUCCUGGGAAGGAUGAACUAGAGCAGGUAACACGGACUGAGGAGAGACCGAGGCAGCGCAGGAACAUGGAGGAGGAAGGGGAGGACAGGGAAAGCCAGGGACCAGAAGAGGAAGAGGAGGGAGGACGAGGUGAGGGAGCAGAGAUUGUUGGGCUGACAAAGGAGAGCUCCAGCAACAGCAGCAGCAGAGGAGAGGCUGCAGAGUGCGCUGCCAAGAAAACCAAACAGCCAGAGUCAGAGCUCCUGAUGGCUGACAUGCUCUCCCUGGAAGACCAGCUUUUACGAGCACGUUCAGUAGAAGUAGAGGCCCAGCUGAAACAUUAUAAGCUAUCCAAGACAUGCCUAACAGCUCCCGGGUUGCUGUCAGAGCAGUGGCGGCUGCUAGCAUCCAGCCACACCAAGGCCAAAUCAGAAGGAACUCAACCCAGGGUGAGCAGCUCAAUUCCCUGUUACCCUCCUCCGCCAAACCUGGUGGACUACCAGGAUCCCACUGGACUCAAUCUGUCAGUACUCGGGGUAGGCUAUCCCAUCAGCCCCAGCCUCUUCUCCUACAUGAACUCGGCCAUUCCCGCUGCUGCCACGGGUGUCACAGCCCAGACCCAUGCCCAGCUCGCCCAGCUUCCCUUCCUGGCUUCGGCUGCUCAGUUAAUGCACCCAGCCUCUGGCACACACACAGACAGAGCCCUCAUCCCCCCUCGCUUCUACUACCCAUUUUUGUGCGAGCACACGUUUGGACCGACCUCCAGUCAGAGCGACACCAGCAAGUCACUCAAGACGUCCACAAACAGUCUAGAAGUGAAUCCCCUGUCCAGCUUCCAGCCCAAAGUCAAUCUGUGGAAAGUGCCAGCAUUGCGGCCAGGGACCGCUGCUGUCUCUCCUGCUGACUGGGUGUCACCUCAGAGAGACUCCCCUGAUCAGGGCUACAGGCUCGGGGAUAAACUGCAGGCUAUACCCAAGGAUGCCAAAGCAACCUGGGGUCUAAAGAGGACAGGGGCACCACUGGGGAACCAUGAGGUACCUAUGGAGAAGAAGCCGGCCAUGGGCUUCACUUUGGACCUCCUGAAGAAUAUUCAGACUGCAUCGUCUCUUAACGUGGCAGCAGACAAACUUCUCUUCCAGAACAGUUUACAGGAUGCUCAGCUUCAGACCCGGCCCACUGAACUGUGGUACAAUGAUACGCUCACCAGCCCCAACAGUGAAACAUCCUCUCUUUCAACCUGUGGGGGACCCAACAACCAAGACCCGACUGCUGCCCAGACAGUGGGAGAGGGAGUGUCAGAGUCAGUGGCUGCUCUCCUGAGUGACCUCUCCAAGGCCUUGCAGGAGUACCAAGAAGCUGAGCGCAAAAUCUCCCACCUGGAGAAGGAGGACAUUCCCGCCCAGCGGCACCUCUGGGAGCACCUGAGCAAAAUCCGCAGUGAGCUCUCCCACAUCCAUCAGGCGCUGGAGCGGACAGCCCGCCAAAGCGAUGGGCCUCUAGACCUGUCAGUAAAGAGGGACUCGACGGAUUUAGCCGGUGACCAGGGCAUGAGAGAGGAUGGCAGUCUCAAGGGCAACAGCACGGAGACAGAGGAGGAGGAUGAGGAGCUGCAGGAGAGAAGGGAGGAAGAGGAGGAUGAGAGUGAGAGGAAGGCGAUGAAGGCUUCGUUGGAGAGUCGCAAGCAGUCGUUGGACAUAUUGAUCAAGAUGAGUCAGGCGUCAGUGGUAAACACAGAGGUUCUCUCUCCUGGUGGACUCGGCAUCAGGCCCACGCCGACUGAGGCCUUAUGGCCGAGCAGAACCACUAAGUGUGAGGCAGACUCGAGUGUCCUGCUCUGCCCCGACGGCCGAUCCGUGGUGUUCACUGACAUCCCUGCCUCUGCCAAAACCUCAAAGAGACCCCCGUCCAUACAGCGGCUAGAAGCUCAGUGUCCUCCAAGUCCUUUGACAGCUACUGAUAACUGAACUUCUGUUCUUCUGACUGUAAUAUAACUGAUUCUAUAUUGUCCUCAAAUGCAGUUGUCUUUAUUGUUACUGGCAUGCCUUUGAUUUUCACUGGCUGGAAGAGGACUUUCAUGCUUAUUCUCAGUUUACCUUCACUAAAACCUCAAACAUUUUGCACCUUAAAAGAAAAAUGAAUGAGUGGAUGAAUUUGAAAGAUGAGGAUUUCUAAUGCACUAAGAAUUGAUUGAGACUAAGAUUGUUACAAUAAUACAAUGAAAUGAAAAUAAUUUAAAAAUGUAACAUCAGGGCUUAGUAAUUUCCAUCAGGAUAAUUUGAAUAAUUAAGUCCAUUAAAAUCAUGCUGAGAGACAAUCCUUUGGUUGGAUUUGUAAAUAUUGUAAUUACAAUAAAUGUAAGUAAAAUGUUUUAAGGAGUAAAUGGUUUUAUAUGGAUGAUGUCAUGUUGGGCUGCAUCAUUUCACUUGAUGAAAAUACAAUGUAUUAUACACACUGUAUUUCUUUGA
Molecule: messenger RNA, 2996 nt
Organism: Lates calcarifer (barramundi perch)
Lineage: Eukaryota; Metazoa; Chordata; Actinopteri; Centropomidae
Gene: prr35
Product: proline rich 35
Exons: 3
Coding region: 267-2495 (742 amino acids)
Source: RefSeq, a predicted model, not a curated record